This is a messenger RNA of Colletotrichum truncatum, 1473 nucleotides long. RefSeq names its product tfiih basal transcription factor complex p47 subunit. Gene Ontology annotation, cellular component: transcription factor TFIIH holo complex; transcription factor TFIIH core complex. Lineage: Eukaryota; Fungi; Ascomycota; Sordariomycetes; Glomerellales; Glomerellaceae. Gene Ontology annotation, molecular function: zinc ion binding. The record is from RefSeq and is a predicted model, not a curated record. Gene Ontology annotation, biological process: nucleotide-excision repair; DNA-templated transcription; regulation of transcription by RNA polymerase II.
AUGGCCGACUCCGACGGCGAGUAUGUCGAGGACAUGUCCGAUGACGAACUUCUCGAUCAUCAAGCAGCAGGAGAUAAUGGUCCCGAUGGAAAAUCUGGAAAAGCGCGUGGAAAUGGCAAAAAGGGCAAGAGUGGUCAUUCCAAGGCGCGGUGGGAGGAUGUGAAGCGCAGCUGGGAGGAAGUCACAGAGGGCGCUGAUGGCAGUUUAGCGGUGGGCGCAAGCCUCGAGGCGGAGAAGAGGAGAAGACUGCUCAGAGAUACCACACCGCUACAGCGAGGCAUCAUACGGCACUUGGUCCUGGUGCUGGACAUGUCCUUCGCCAUGACCGAGAAGGAUAUGCUGCCGAAUCGCUAUCGCGUUGCCUGGGCAUAUGCUGCGGACUUUGUCAAGGACUACUUCGAGCAAAAUCCAAUAUCUCAGCUGGGAAUUAUUGGCAUGCGCGAUGGUGUAGCAGUGAGGAUCAGCGACAUGAGCGGCAACCCUACCGACCACCUCGAGAAGCUGAGGUCAUUCGAGGGUCAAGAUCCGUCUGGCAAUCCAAGCUUACAGAAUGCGCUUGAGAUGUGUCGCGGAGCACUAUUCCAUGCCCCCUCCCAUGGCACACGAGAAGUCCUUGUGGUUUUCGGCGCUCUGCUCUCCUCGGAUCCCGGUGACAUUCACGAUACGAUUUCAUCUCUCAUAACCGACCGGAUCCGUGUUUCUGUUGUUGGUCUUGCGGCCCAGGUCGCUAUCUGCGCCGAGUUAUGCACUCGCACAAAUGUCGGGGACGACGCUCAGUACAGCGUCUGCAUGAAUGACGCUCACUUCCGGGACCUACUCCUCGCUGCCACAACCCCGCCCGUUACCCGUACCGCUGCCCAGAGCACGGCCUCCUUGCUCAUGAUGGGGUUCCCUUCUCGUACACUUGCACAGGGCGAGACCACCGCCCUCUGUGCGUGUCACAACAAACCAGUCCGUGAGGGCUAUCUCUGCACGCGUUGCCGUACCCGCGUGUGUCGUCUGCCUAUCGAAUGCCCAGCCUGCAGUUUGACCCUUAUUCUGUCCACCCAUCUUGCACGCUCAUAUCAUCAUCUUUUUCCACUACGCAACUGGGUCGAAGUCCCUUGGGCCGAUGCUGCCAAGAGUAAAGCUUGCUACUCCUGCCUUACGGCAUUUCCUGAGCCGCCCAAAGCGGUCAAAAAGAAGGAAAAGGACAAGGAAAAGGAUAGAAAUGGUGUGUCCACCACGCCGGCUGUUGCACCUACUCCUGUGGCACCAUCGGAACUAAAAGGAGUGAGCGAAAGCGGGCGCUAUGCCUGUACAGUAUGCAACAACCACUUUUGCAUCGACUGCGAUGUAUACGCCCAUGAGGUCAUCCAUAACUGCCCGGGUUGCCAAAGCGACAUCCGUGGGGCGGGGAUGGAGGUUGUUGUCGAGACUAAUGGGGCACAUGAGCAUCAGACGAAUGGAACAGCUAUGGUGGUCGAUUCAUGA